Messenger RNA from Cylindrotheca closterium, 900 nucleotides. The record is from the annotation of a GenBank genome assembly. Lineage: Eukaryota; Bacillariophyta; Bacillariophyceae; Bacillariales; Bacillariaceae.
AUGGAUUUGAUUAUUGACUUGCUCAAUGAAUACCCAAUCGGUUGCAACGCCUUAUUCUUCAGUCUUGCGGUACUGUUUCUCAGACUCAACGAGGAUGGUUUUCGACGAGACCGACGCCGGAAUCAUCUGCGCGCGUACCGAAGAGAUGGUGUUCUUUGUGGUGGAGUGGUCAUCGAUCGAAAGAUUGUUGCAAAUAAGCAUCUUGUACGGUAUGCCUACCGACUGCCACAACACGAUGACGACGCUGCGUACAUCAAAGACUUUGUGGAAGCACCCAACGAAUUGAAGGAAGACCACAAGAACAUCAUCGUUGUUCUAUUUCCUAAGCGUCCCACGUCUGGAAUUCACUAUGGAUUGCUUCAGAAAUUGUGGUACAGCAAAGAUGUGGAGAGGAAUCAUGGAGCUGCUCCUGGCAUUGCCCACAAGGCAUUUCUACGGUUGUGUCUCUUGCAAGGUGUCAUGGUCUUGUGGGCCAGUCUUGGGCGUCACUUCUUUUGGACGUGUCAAUUGUUACUCUAUGUUGGACUAUUUCAAUUGUAUAGGGUUAACAAAACAGAGGAAGAGGCAACCGGGGUGACGGGGGGUGUAUACAAGACGUUGAAACGAAAUGAACCAGAUGCAUGGUAUUGGUCCGCCGCACCAAUGCUAGAACCAUUGACGUCCAACGAUGAGCAGCCACAUGACACUACCUCCACCGAAGAUGUAUUUGUGGCAUUGGAAAAAUCCGAACGCAUGUUGGGCCAAAUCAUGAACUCGUUUGACCCCGAGUCGGAGCAACAACGACAACAACAACAACAAGAUGGUGGCAAUAAAGUGUCGUUUCCUUGUGAAAUGUAUUUUUCUCUUUUGCCAAGAUGUCAACAGGCGCUGCAGAAGGGCACUGUCCUGUUUGAUACUUAA